AGGAGAUCAAAAUAAUUUUGCCCAACAGCGAGAACGUGAUCAACUCAAAAAAGAAUUAUGUGAAGAUAACUGGAUCAUUUUAAGAUAUGUUUGGUAUUACGAAGACCCAUAUAUAGUUAUUUUAGAGCAUCUUCGGGAAUUGG
Molecule: messenger RNA, 143 nt
Organism: Racocetra persica
Lineage: Eukaryota; Fungi; Glomeromycota; Glomeromycetes; Diversisporales; Gigasporaceae
Source: the annotation of a GenBank genome assembly